Leptinotarsa decemlineata (Colorado potato beetle) is the source of this 4043-nucleotide messenger RNA. RefSeq names its product DNA (cytosine-5)-methyltransferase 1. NCBI's taxonomy places the organism in Eukaryota, Metazoa, Arthropoda, Insecta, Coleoptera, Chrysomelidae. The record is from RefSeq and is a predicted model, not a curated record. Gene Ontology annotation, biological process: negative regulation of gene expression via chromosomal CpG island methylation; DNA methylation-dependent constitutive heterochromatin formation. Gene Ontology annotation, molecular function: zinc ion binding; DNA (cytosine-5-)-methyltransferase activity; chromatin binding. Gene Ontology annotation, cellular component: nucleus.
UUUCCCGCCUUUUUGAAGUUCAUUUGAUCUAGUAUAUAUAUUUCGUUGGGGUUAACUUUUUACUUUCAAUUUUACAAUCGAAUAGUUAAAAAUGGUUUGUACCGAAGUAAUGGAUAAUGCAGAUGAACAAGUCGCCAAAAAAAUCAAAACUGAACCCACAGAAAAUAUUAAAGAAAUUGGGGAAACUAUUGUGCGGCCCAAAGUCAAAUCUGAAAGGUGUACGCAAUGUAAACAGUUUAUGGACAAUGUGCUUUUGUACAGUGGCCAUCCAAAUCAUUCCAAUGAGGAAUUUAUAGCAUUAACAGAUGAAAAGCUUUCGUUGUUUACAGGAACUGAGGAGUCUAUUGCUGAGGCUGAUGAAAUUCCUACCCAUAAGAUAACAUACUUCAGUGUGUACGAUGAUAAAGGUCAUUUGUGUUCUUUCGAUUCUGGACUAAUUGAGAAAAACAUUCCCCUUCGCUUUUCCGGAUAUGUUAAACCUAUAUAUGAUGAAAAUCCAAGCCCAGACGAUGGUAUACCUGGGCAUGAUUUCGGACCAAUUAAUGAGUGGUGGACAGCUGGUUAUGACGGAGGAGAAAAGUUACCCAUGGGAUUCACUACAGAAUAUGCCAACUAUUACCUCAUGGAUCCCUCUCCAGAAUAUGAGCCGCUUUUUAAGAAAAUCAAAGAAAAAAUUCAGAUGUCUAAGAUCGUAAUAGAAUUUCUACUCGAUAAAGGAUGGGAGAAUCCCAACUAUGAAGAUUUAAUACAACAAAUUGAGAGUUCAGGCCAGUAUAAAAAUGUUGAAGAUGCUCUUCUGCAGAAUGCCCAGUUUAUUUGUGAUCAGAUUGUGAGCUAUGACGUUGAAUCUCCAGAAGAUGAAAAACCAUUAAUUUCUCUGCGUUGCAUGAGGGAUCUUGUGAAGAUGGCCGGAGUAUCAUUUCAGAAACGUAAAAAAAUGAGGAAAACUGAAACCAAGGGUUUAAAAGUUAAGAAAGGCCCCGUUUGGACCAAAGCGGUAACAACCAAACUCGUGCAAGGCGUAUUUGAACAUUUCUUUCCAGAUCAACUUGAUGCGAAAAAUGAUAAUAAAGGACCAAAAAAAAAACGCUGUGGAGUAUGCGAAUCGUGCCAGUCACCGGAUUGCGGGGAGUGCAAUCAUUGCAAGGAUAUGUUGAAGUUCGGUGGUUCAGGACGGUCUAAACAAGCUUGCAAAAAUAGAAGAUGUCCUAACAUGGCAAUUCAUGAUGCAGAAAUUUCCGAUAACGAAGACGAAUCUGAAGUGAGAGAAGAUUCUAAAAAAGCCAAGUUCAAGCACUGUUCAAAGAGGAUAUUACACACCGUGACUUGGGAUGAAAAAUCCGAACUCAAGUAUCGAGGGAAUGUUUGCUAUUCCUCCGCAGUUGUCGGUGAUAUAACUGUUAAGAGUGGAGACUGUGUCAUGCUCAGAUCGGAAAAUCCCAACGAGCCAUUAUGCAUCGUGAAAAUUGUCUACAUGUACGAUAUGCUGCCGCAAAAGUUUAUGUUUCACGGUCACCUAUUUUGCCGGGCUACAGAUUCCAUUUUAGGUGAAACAGCUGAUCCGAGAGAGUUAUUUUUCGUUGACGAUUGUGAUGAUUUACCUCUAGGAAGCAUUGUUCGAAAAGCAGAGGUGGAAUAUAGGAAAACUCCCGACAACUGGUUCUUAGUCGGCGGAGAUUUGAACCUGCAAGAACCAUUGGAAGAUGACGGGAAAUCGUUUUUUUAUAGCAAGCGACUGGACGAAAAUAGGUUUGUCGACAUUGAUUUUGAUCCAGAAACAUCGAAUGAUGAAUGCCAUUCCUGCAGGAGAAAAUCUGAAAUGAAAAAAUACGAAACUCCUUUAUUGGAAGGCAAUACUGUUCAGUGGAAGAAUGAAAUGUACAGAGUUGGUUCUGGUGUUUUUCUUCAACCAGACAUCUACCGUUUUGAAAAUACCAUCAAAACUGAACAAGUCGAAAACAAAGAAAAUAAAGUAGAUGAAGUUCUAUAUCCAGAGUUCUACAGAAAAAAGUCCGACAAUGUGAAAGGCUCAAAUAGCGACACUCCUGACCCCUUCAUAAUAGGCCUUAUUGAAGAUAUAGUGAAACAGAAAAACGAUAUAAAAGUGAAAAUUAAAAUUCUUUUCCGGCCAGAAAAUACAGUCAGCUCCAUGUUUUCAUCGCACGUGAAAGAUUUGAAUUAUUUGUAUUACACAGACGAAGGGGUUACCGUCUCAUUCGAAAAAGUAAUGGGAAAAUGCUAUUUGGCGUUUGGUGAUAACUUUCAAUCUCCGAGCGACUGGUCGAAGAAAGGCCCUUUCAGGUAUUAUUUCAUGGAAUCUUAUGACCCAAAGAAGCACACUUACGACGAAGUGCCUUUGCGUUAUCGGAAACUCGGCACUCUGGGCAAAGGAAAAGGUGGAAAAGGAAAAGUGAAGAGUAAGUUUGAAAUUGAGUUGCCUGAAAUACCGCCAGAAUGGGAGCAGAUAGACCGACCACUACGGUGCAUGGACGUUUUUGCUGGCUGCGGAGGAUUAUCCGAAGGUCUACAUCAGUCGGGAGUUGCAGUAUCUCAAUGGGCGAUUGAGAUAGAGUUAUCUGCCGCAAAUGCGUAUAGAUUGAAUAAUCCUGACUGCAAGGUUUUUUCGCAAGAUUGCAACGAUUUGUUGAAAAUGGUACUCAACGGACAAGGGAAAGAAAAGGGACUUCCGUGCAAAGGAGACGUGGAAAUGCUGGUGGGAGGCCCGCCAUGUCAAGGAUUCUCAGGCAUGAACAGGUUCAAUGCUGGCCAGUAUUCAUUAUUCAAAAACUCUCUCGUCGUAUCUUACUUGAGUUACUGUGAAUAUUACAGGCCCAAAUAUUUUAUAUUAGAAAAUGUUAGGAAUUUCGUGUCUUUCAAAAGAAGUAUGGUGCUGAAAUUGACCUUGAGGUGUCUUCUCGCUAUGGGAUAUCAAGUAACUUUUGGUGUUUUACAAGCUGGGCACUACGGAGUGCCACAAACAAGGAGGAGGCUCAUUCUGAUGGCUGCCGCUCCAGGUUUCAUUCUACCAAAGUACCCAGAACCCAUGCAUGUAUUCAACAAAAGAGGUUGCCAGUUGUCAUUUGCAGUGGACGGAUGCCGUUAUUUUAAUGGAUGUGACUGGACAGAAUCAGCCCCUUUCAGGACGAUCUGCGUCAGAGACGCGAUGUCGGAUCUACCUGACAUCGGCAACGGAUGGAGUAAAAGUGAGAUGCCCUACGACUGCGAUGCAGUUUCUCACUUCCAAAAGAUGAUGAGAGGAAAUGAUGAAAGGGUUCUGGUGCAAGACCACAUUUGCAAAGAGAUGUCUGCCAUCGUUGAGUCGAGAAUAUCUCAUAUUCCGACCUACCCCGGUGCUGAUUGGAGGGACUUGCCCAAUAUAUCGGUGAAGUUAGGAGACGAACUGUCAACGUUCGUUUUGAGAUAUCCUUACAGUUCCAAGAAACAGAAAAAAUCUGAUCCUCCAAGGGGUGUGUGUCAGUGCGCCACCGGAGCCCAGUGCGAUCCAGCAGACAGACAAUUCAAUACUUUGAUUCCUUGGUGCUUGCCGCACACCGCCGACCGUCACAACCACUGGGCAGGGCUGUACGGUAGAUUGGAAUGGGACGGGUUUUUCGGCACUACAAUCACCAAUCCCGAGCCGAUGGGAAAACAGGGACGGGUGCUCCACCCGGAACAGAAUAGAGUUGUUAGUGUAAGAGAAUGCGCUCGAUCUCAGGGCUUUCCGGAUAAAUUCAAAUUUUACGGAAACAUUUUGGAUAAGCACAGGCAAGUUGGGAAUGCUGUGCCGCCGCCUUUAGGGGCAGCUCUCGGUAGAGAAGUUCGUAAAGCUUUGGUGGGGACUUUGAAGGGAAAAACACCAUCUGAAACUUGCAGCACUUGAUUAUUUGGCAUUCGCUGAUUUGUUUUUAUUCUAUAUGAUUUUAAUUUUCACUCAUCUGUAAUAAUUACAGUUGGAAGAAUCGUUUAUGUUGUAUCGUUAAUUUAAAUUUGAAGACAUUGGUUUUUACUUGUUUGAUAAUUUUAUAAUAAACCUUUUGUUCUAU